AUGGACGAAGAAGUCAAGAACAUCGGCAUGCACUCCAAAAGCGACCACAAACCAGUAGAGGCCUCUGCCUCCCAGACAGAUCCUUCUUCCCAGAGCUCUAUUUGCGAUGAGCUACGAGAGCCUUCGAUCCCUCCAGCUCGCUUUUGGGUCUUGUGUGUUGGUGUCUUUCUAGGUCUCUUUCUAUCUAUGAUCGAUACAUCUAUCGUUGCUACCAGCCUUCACAGCAUCGGUGUCGAUUUUGAAAUUUUAGAAGAUGUCAACUGGGUUGCUCUCGCCUACACACUGGCCUAUCUAGGAUGUGCCAUCGUCUUUGCCCGCAUAUCUGACAUCGUUGGACGUCGUGAUGCCUUCAUUGCAGCCUACAUAAUAUUCUUCGUGUUUUCUUUGGCGUGUGGUUUUGCGCAGACUCUUAACCAACUCAUUGCCUUUCGUGCCUUGCAGGGUGUUGGCGGCUCAGGUCUAUAUGCUCUUACCAUGAUCAUGAUGCCGGAGUUGAGUCCCGACAAUCUAAAGCAGCACAUGGCGGCCAUGGUUGGUUUGGUCAUCACCGUUUCAGGGGUUCUUGGACCUGUCCUCGGUGGUAUCCUGACACAUUACGCUUCUUGGCGAUGGGUGUUCUGGAUCAAGUAUUACUCUCUACUGCUUUCUAAAGUCUACUCAACCGCAGUCGUCAACACGCUUCUGAACGGCUUCCCCUACUUGCUGCUCAUCUACGCAAUCCCGCUUCGCUUCCAGGUUGUUAGCGGCAAGUCGGCCCUCAUUUCUGGCGUCAUGCUGCUUCCUAUGCUUGGAGCCUCCGCGAUCGGCAGUGUAGUAGCAGGAAAGAUCAACAACACAAAGAACUACACUUUUGAGUCGCUGUUAGUUGGCUCCUGUUUCAUGGCACUCGGUUGCGGAUUGCUUGCUUCCCUGUCACACGAGUCAGAGGAUGCUAAAUUGCUCGGCUUCAUGACAUUCUGUGGACUAGGUUUUGGGCUGACUGUCGCCUCAUCGACCAUGUUGUCGAUGGUAGAAGUGCCUAUUCGGGACUACGCCCCUGCACAAGGCAUCCUAUCCCAGGUACGACUCUUGGGCGGCAGUUUGGGUAUCGCAACUUUAUCGGCUUUACUCAACGAGAAGAGCUCUAAAUACCUUGCCAGUAUUCUGACUCCCUACGAGCAGGCGACAAUCGGCAGCUCCAACACUCCACUUUCCAAUGAACAGUGGUCGGCUGUCCGCUUUACCUACGCCGAUGCAUUCAAGGUAGAAAUGAAGGUGGCAACUGCUGUUGCAGCCUGUUCUGUCAUCUCUGCAUUUGGUGCUUUUCGCAGGAAGCGCCUUUUGGUUGCCGAACAGCGAGCUGCGAUUGUGGCACAAGAGGCCACUCGUCGUCGUGAUCAAGCCAAAUAG
Messenger RNA from Fusarium graminearum PH-1, 1389 nucleotides. RefSeq lists its product as uncharacterized. Gene Ontology annotation, biological process: transmembrane transport. The transcript is spliced from 5 exons. Gene Ontology annotation, molecular function: transmembrane transporter activity. NCBI's taxonomy places the organism in Eukaryota, Fungi, Ascomycota, Sordariomycetes, Hypocreales, Nectriaceae. The coding region runs from base 1 to 1389 and encodes 462 amino acids. The record is from RefSeq and is a predicted model, not a curated record.